UAUUCGAAUUUUUAAAUUAAAUUAUAGGUAUAAUAAAUUUGGCUUUUUUAUUAUAUUUACUCUUAAAAAAAUCAUUUCUGAAGUUUUUAAAUAAUUAUCUACUUAUUGUCUUAUAUUACACUACCUUUACAUUAUAUGUUGUAACUUAUAUAAAUAUAACCAAAAAGACAUUUUACAAAAUUAUUUGUCCUAAGCUUUUAACUCUACCAUUUCUCAUUUAAAAGGUAUGAAAAUAUAUUAAAUUAUACUAUUUUUAUUGUAGAUAUAAUAUAAGAAAUAUUAUAAUAAAAUGAAUGGAACAAUGAAAUAGUUGUAAUCAGACAUCAUGACGCUGCUACUGAAGAGUGUGUGGAGGAGUGUGCUGAGAAGUGGCCCACUCAACAAAUCUCUGAGAUCACAGAGCUUCAGCUCUUCUGUAUCAACGGAACUGAGCCGCGCCAGGACUCCGGAUACGGUGAUGGCAAGCCUCAAGUCCGCCCCGAGUAUGAGUGACCUGCUCGCCGCCAUACAGACGCAUCUUCCUGCCAUGACGCAUAAACACAUGAUGCAGGCAUUACGAUGCCUCUUUGAAUUGCAGAAAGCUGGCAAAUUUGAAGAUGACACUGAAAAUCUUAUUAAAAAUCCAGCAUUCAAUAUUCUCUGUCAAAAUUUUAAGAGAUAUGCUCCAGCUCUAGAUGUGAAUGAAUCUAUUGAAGCUACCAAAGUGCUCUCCUACCUCAAAGUUCCAGUGGAUUCACUGAUUGUUCAGACAUUGCUCCAAAUGAUCAGAUGCAAUAUCAAUAUGAUCAACACCAGACAGAUAAUGUUCCUCCACUUUAUCCUAAGACGAUUUGACACCAAAAACCAUUUAGUGGACGCUUUAAAACUGGCCCUGCCUCUGGCUUUCCAAAUUCACCUCCCUCUAGAGUUAGAUAAUGAUGAUCUUCCACUCCUAAGAGAUAUGCUGGCAUACAGCUGCGCCCACUACCUUCCAGAUCGAUGUAUCAACAACAUAGUGACUGGGCUGCUUUUACAUGAUCAACAUAUAAAUGCACAAAUCGCUAAAUCCGUCAUAUGGUCUUUAUGUCAAAUUAACUGCACAGAAGAAGUAUACCCGACGAGAGUGCAGCUUCUACAUAUCUGUUAUGAUAUCCUUUCACGCCAUAUAGAUGAUCUAACAUACGAGGAUGUGUUGAAAACGGCGGCCAAAAUCAAGGGUCGUAUACUGGAGAAGCAUCCAGAGUAUUAUCAUGAACUGUUGAUGGAUAGGAUUGCAGAUUAUGUUGUGAACCACAAUAUGGAAUUUGAAAAGGGCUUGCUGGUGGCGAGGGUAUUGUCCAGGAUUGCGCACACCCACCUCGGGCUGGUAAAGUACUUAUGCUCGCUAGCAGCGUCUAACCCGGUCACACUUGCCAAUGCGCGCACCAACAUACUCUUCGGCUUCAUCAACUGUCUCUCCAACAACAACUACACACCUGAUCCAGACCAGUGGGCCGAGUUGCAAAGACAGAUCUCCUUAAAUCCGGUUUUGAAUGCCAAAAAUACUGCAUUGCCAUGGUCCAAAUUGUGUUUGGAGCUAGCAUCCUUAGGCUUUUAUGAAGAUAAACUUCUGGACAAGGUGUUCUCAGAAGACUUCCUUAAAGAAUUCUUAAAAAGAGACAAUAAUACGUUAGAUUAUCUUCAGAUAUUGACACUGUACCAGGCUGUACGAACUUUCCACAAUGACGAAGUUCAGCUGCCCCAAGCUGUGCUGGAGAAAGCAAAGGCAUUGUACCCAAUCAGUAGUAUGACAAAUCUGCUGGAGGAGCAUUUAGCGCGAGGACUAGGAAAUAAGGAUUAUUUGGUGAAGAAUGUGGUACUUCCAAGUGGAUUUGUUGCAGAUCUAUUAUUGUGUCUGAAGAAUGGCUACCCUGUUAAUUUGCCACCGCUGGACGGUGACACUAAAGUGCCCAUAGAGGAACUAAAUUUACCUGAGGGAUCUCUUGUGGUGUGCGUAAUAAACUUCAACCAAGGCUGUUUCUCAAUGAAUAGCAACCGUCUCCGCGGUAUCUUUGGACUUGUUCUGAGUAUAUUAGAGAAGCAGGGCUAUAUAGCAGUACCGGUGAAUACUAACGAAUGGCUCACUGCGCCCGAGCACGAGCGGACUCCAUACUUGCUGAGAGAGAUCAACCACAAGUGUGGCGAGGUCGGCAUGAAGCUGUCGGCCACUUGAUAUCACAGAGAAUUCAUUAUGGCUUCAAAACUGUGAUUCGGAUUAGUAGAUGUAUUGUGGCUGGUAGACGAAAUUUUAGUGAAAUAUAUAAUUGAAACGUUUUUACAUUUU
This is a messenger RNA of Galleria mellonella (greater wax moth), 2302 nucleotides long. RefSeq lists its product as uncharacterized. Lineage: Eukaryota; Metazoa; Arthropoda; Insecta; Lepidoptera; Pyralidae. The record is from RefSeq and is a predicted model, not a curated record. Bases 326 to 2191 code for a protein of 621 amino acids. The transcript has 7 exons.